CAACGCUAGCAAAACCGCAACGCUUGUUCUCUCCUCAGAAAAAAAAAUAAUAAUACAACUGCGGUAUUGAUAAAGGACCUCGAUCAAUAUUCCUGAUCGAGAAUGGCCAGCACUAUUAAGGAAGCGUUGUCGGUGGUGAGUGAGGACCAGUCACUGUUCGACUGCGGCUACGGAGUGCCGCACCUGCCCAAGCCCGAGAUGACGGCGUCCUCAGCCAGCGAGUACGGGCAGACGGUGAAGCUGAGCCCCCGGGUCCAGCAGCCCGAUUGGCUGUCCCAGCCGGCCGCCCGCAUCAAGAUGGAGUGCACUGCUGGCCAGGUGAACGGCUCCAGGAACUCUCCAGAUAACUCCAACGUGACGAAGGCCGGGAGGCUUUCCGGUGGAGCUGACGGUGUUGCCAUGAACUACGGCAGCUACAUGGAGGAGAAGCAGGCCCCUCCCCCCAACACGACCACCAGUGAGCGCAGAGUCAUCGUCCCCGCAGACCCCGCCCUCUGGACGACGAGUCACGUGCGGCAGUGGCUGGAGUGGGCCGUCAAGGAGUACAGCCUGCUGGACGUGGACGUCUCCGCCUUCCACAACGUCGACGGCAAGGAGCUCUGCAAGAUGAGCAAGGAGGACUUCCUGAGGCUGACGCCCUCCUACACCGCUGACAUCCUCCUGUCCCACCUGCACUACCUCCGAGAGGCUCCCCUUCCUCAUUUGACUUCAGAUGAUGUUGACAAAGCCUUAGAAAACUCCCCGCGGUUAAUGCAUGCCCGCAACACAGGUGGCGCGGGGUUCAUUUUUCCCAACGCCCCUCUGUACUCCGAUGCGUCUCCCAGAGUCAACGCUAGAUCAGACAUAGCCUAUGAGGCCGCAAGAAGGUCUGGAUGGGCACCGCAAGCAGUGUCUUCCUCCAAAGGUUCCCAGCCUUCUUCUGCUGCAGUGACCAAAACUGAGGAGCAGAGGCCACAGCUUGAUCCCUACCAAAUCCUGGGACCGACCAGCAGCAGACUUGCAAAUCCAGGCUCGGGUCAGAUCCAGCUGUGGCAGUUCCUGCUGGAGCUGCUGUCGGACAGCGGCAACGCCGGCUGCAUCACCUGGGAGGGCACCAACGGCGAGUUCAAGAUGACGGACCCGGACGAGGUGGCGCGGCGCUGGGGCGAGCGCAAGAGCAAGCCCAACAUGAACUACGACAAGCUGAGCCGCGCCCUGCGCUACUACUACGACAAGAACAUCAUGACCAAGGUGCACGGCAAGCGCUACGCCUACAAGUUCGACUUCCACGGCAUCGCCCAGGCGCUGCAGCCCCACCCCCCGGACUCCUCCGUGUAUAAGUACCCCUCGGACCUGUCCUACGUCAGCUCCUACCACCCGCACCAGCAGAAGAUUAACUUUGUGGCCCCGCACCCCCCUCCACCUCUGCCCGUAAACUCCUCCGGCUUCUUCCCCGCACCCAACCCCUACUGGGGCUCCCCCCCGGGGGGUGUGUACCCCAGCUCCCGACACCCCACCACCCACGUGCCCCCUCAUUUGGGCACAUACUAUUAGACCGGGGUUUUGGGGGGUGCUGUCUCUUGCUGAAAUGGAACAAAAGGGAAACAAACAACCAACAGCCAAAAAGGGGGGCAUAGGUCUGGGCAAAAACAGGGGUACAAAUGAAGGGAGACAGGAAGGGAUGGUUAUGGAGGAAUAAGGGACCGAGCAGGUGUUAGGGGCGGUUUUAGGGUAUGGAUUUGGGAAGGGAUAAAAGGAUGAUAGAAUGUGAGCAGGUUAACCUGCUGAUGACUGAUGGAGAAAUGUGCAGGUCAAAGAAGGUCAUGUCGGUCAGAGCUGAUUAUGUGGGGGGUGCCAGUGGGCUGAGCUGACAGUCAGCCAGAGAGAGUCAGUGAGAAAUGUACGGCCAUGCCAUCUUAUGUAAAUGUAAACUUUCUCCUUAAGAGAGCAGCGGACUUGCUACAGGAAGUUAAUUAGAGCUGCGCAGAGAGUUCCUAUUACAUGUAAACAUUAAAGUGUUAAGCAUAUGAUAAACUGUAAUGGAAGGGGAAAGAUUGGGAGAAGGCGCAGUUAGCAGCGAAGCCGUGGAGUGGAACAGUAAUGUGUGAAUGCGUGAGGAGGGUGGAGGGCAGAACAGCAGCUGAAAACUGUGAAACAAACUCCGGCGGCGCUGGUCUUAUCGUGAACAGCGCUAGACAGGCAAGCUGAGAGAGACAAGCAGCGAGAGGUGGCAUAGGGGCCAGCUGAAAGGACAAGAAAGAUUCACAUUGUAGAGGAGAGAGACUCUGGAUGACACUGAAAUACUAA
This is a messenger RNA of Megalops cyprinoides (Indo-Pacific tarpon), 2286 nucleotides long. Its product is annotated as transcriptional regulator Erg-like. The record is from RefSeq and is a predicted model, not a curated record. Gene Ontology annotation, biological process: cell differentiation; regulation of transcription by RNA polymerase II. Gene Ontology annotation, molecular function: DNA-binding transcription factor activity, RNA polymerase II-specific; sequence-specific DNA binding. The transcript has 10 exons. The coding region runs from base 103 to 1533 and encodes 476 amino acids. Lineage: Eukaryota; Metazoa; Chordata; Actinopteri; Elopiformes; Megalopidae. Gene Ontology annotation, cellular component: nucleus.